Serpula lacrymans var. lacrymans S7.9 is the source of this 1490-nucleotide messenger RNA. RefSeq lists its product as uncharacterized. The transcript is spliced from 8 exons. Lineage: Eukaryota; Fungi; Basidiomycota; Agaricomycetes; Boletales; Serpulaceae. Bases 86 to 1156 code for a protein of 356 amino acids. Gene Ontology annotation, molecular function: inositol monophosphate 1-phosphatase activity. Gene Ontology annotation, biological process: signal transduction; phosphatidylinositol phosphate biosynthetic process; inositol metabolic process. The record is from RefSeq and is a predicted model, not a curated record.
ACACGAACGAAGGUACAAACAUGCGUGUAAUCCUUUGACUGUAAGCACGUUCUAUAGCAACAUGCAGUAGGACUUUAUCUCGGAGAUGCGGACUUGGAGCGAGGCAAGCCACAGUAGCGAUAUCGCCACUCCAUCUCUGAACUUCUCCUGGUCAGACUUUUGCCUCUGUACGCUCACAAUGCAAUCCAACGAUCAGAUUCUUACCUCAACCGCUCUCCGUUCUGUACUGACCUUCACGGUCUCUCUCGCACGCACAGCAGGUGUUCUCAUCCUCGAAGGCUCACAAGCGAUACAGGCUACCCCCGACGUAAACGAAAAGAAAAACUCAGUGGAUUUGGUGACAGAGUAUGAUGUCGCAGUGGAAGAGCUCGUGAAAAGCGAAAUCGCCAAGGCAUAUCCUCAUUUCAAGUUUAUUGGAGAAGAAUCUUAUUCUUCUGGUACUCGCCCAGAGUUGACGGAUGAGCCCACCUUCUGUGUUGACCCCAUCGAUGGAACAACAAACUUUGUCCAUGGCUUUCCGUUUGCCUGCAUAUCCCUUGGGCUCAUAUAUCAGAAAAGGCCUGUGAUGGGUGUCAUCUUCAAUCCAUUCUUAGAUCACCUGUAUACUGCUCUUGAAGGACAAGGCGCAUACCUGACUCGUGGGUCUAACCAACCCUUAAAGCUUCCCCUAUCGGCUCCGAAGCCUCUUCCUUCACUAUCAAAGGCACUGAUGGCUAUCGAAUGGGGUUCUGAUCGCGGCUCCGAGGCACUCACAGGAAAAUCGAAUUCAUUCCUUCGAUUGGCAGGUGAUCCAAAUGAUGGUAUCGCUGGAGGUCGCAUGGGACACUCGCUCCGCUCAAUGGGCAGUGCUGCCCUAAACUACUGCAUGGUAGCCCAAGGAGGGCUCGACAUGUAUUGGGAAAUCGGGUGCUGGCCAUGGGAUGUAUGCGCUGGCAUCGUCAUUGCUCAGGAAUCUGGUGGAGUCGUUACAGGCUCGCAUACAGCCUUUGCGAACUCUCAAGCAGAUCCCUUCAAAGUAACACCCGAGAUUUUGACAGGUCGAAAAUAUCUAGUGGUCCGUGCUAUCGCUGACACGCCUUCUGAGUCGGGUGGAGAUGCACAACUAAGGAUUGCAAGAGAAUUCUACGAGACUGUUGAGGAUGUUGAGCCACGAUAAAUAAAAGUGGAUGAGUAGAUAUUAUGAACCUGCCAGAGUUUGUACUGGAGGAACUGAUAAAGUGUACAUUGUCAAAUAGAUUAGAAGUAAAUGUCUAGAUUGAAUAACCUGUCGGCAGAAUUAUAGUCGCGAUACCCAGCCAAGACCGGAUUGAAGAAACUAUUUGGUUGCUUUAUCAAUGAGCAUCAACUCUCCUUCCUUCUACUAGCUUCCUCCACCUAUAGCCCGCUUUAAGAACUACUAUCGUACCAGUCGUAACUGUUGCAGAUGCAAGAGCAGGUCUCCAGGUAGGUUGGCCAACGAGAAGUGCUAACGCGUUGUAAAAUAUACAAAU